Messenger RNA from Actinia tenebrosa (Australian red waratah sea anemone), 997 nucleotides. RefSeq names its product epididymal sperm-binding protein 1. Gene Ontology annotation, molecular function: heparin binding. Lineage: Eukaryota; Metazoa; Cnidaria; Anthozoa; Actiniaria; Actiniidae. Gene Ontology annotation, cellular component: cell surface. The record is from RefSeq and is a predicted model, not a curated record.
AACAACGGUGUAGCUUUCCGUCUGCGGCACUUGAUCCAGGACGCAAGACGGAAGGUUUGUUACUUGGCACUACACAGCUACUACACUGAUUCGCGAUGAUUCAAAAGAAACUUCUUGCAAUUCUUACUCUGCAAAUUGUGCUACUGAAUAUCUAUGGUCUCACGUCUGGUGUAAAGACAACCUCAGGAAAGUACUGUGCCUUUCCGUUCACUUACAAGGGUGUGGUUUACAAGAGCUGUACUACGAAGGAUCAUAAUCGUCCCUGGUGUUCAACAACAGCCAUAUACAGUGGAAAGUGGGGAAACUGUGCGGGUCUCACUUCUGGUGUAAAGACAGCCUCAGGAAAGUACUGUGCCUUUCCGUUCACUUACAAGGGUGUGGUUUACAAGAGCUGUACUACCAAGGAUCAUAAUCGUCCCUGGUGUUCGACAACAGCCAUGUACAGUGGAAAGUGGGGAAACUGUGCAGGAUUUUAUUCUAAUGGUGUAAAAACGACUUCAGGAAGAUUCUGCGCGUUCCCAUUCAUCUACAAAGGACAUCACUACAACACGUGUACAAAGACGGACCAUUYUCGUCUUUGGUGCUCUACCACAAUACACUACGACAAAGAUAAGAAAUGGGGAAACUGUGCCUAAGCUCCUGGCGUAUCUGACAUUCUAUGGUAACUCGAUAUAAUUCUGGCAAUACUAAAGUAAUAAUCCUUUGAUUUAAGUCAAAUGUAAUUCUAAGAACGAGUAAUUUUCUAGCUAGUCAUUAGUUGAGGAAGAAUGAGAAACRUCAAUUCUUCUUGACUCUUAAAUGGUUUCCUUGCUAUGAUUGAACGGUACGGCACUGGUUCAGUUUGAGCUUAUGAUUGGUGCGCAACGGAAACUAUAAAUAUUUUUGGGCGGCAAUUCUUUGAACAAACGACUCAAAAAAAACCCUCUAAUUUCUAAAAUAAAAUAAAAGAUGUAAUAAAUCAAUGUUGGUGAAUUAAAAUAAAGUGCAUUUAGAAAAA